ACUAAAAAGAAACAAUUUCUUAAAAUAAUCAAAAGGAAUUACUUACAAGCAGACUCCAAAUGGCAAAACCUCAAUUCAAUUUACGAACCCCCCGAUAUAGUUCGUAAAUUGAGAUUAAAGUGUAGUAAUUUCUGAGACUUCAGACUGCAUUCGAGUCACCAUGAUUUGUACCCCUCUUUACCCUAGAGCAAUACCAUUAUCGAGCACUUUGACAUUAUCAGGUGCACUAUAAUCAAUUCAAAUAUUUGUUUACACGCAUUUAUCGAUAGUACUGCGUGGUUUGAUUCAUUGAUUCAUAGUCCAUUGGAUGUACCGCUGAACUACUACAAAACGGUGAAAUGUUCUUAAAAGUCAUUUCCUUUGGAGUCGUUCUAUCAUCUCUGUUCAACUCCGGACAAGGUUUGAACUGCAGCCUGUGCACAACGCUCGUGAGCUGGGAAGUCUGUGACAAAGGCAGCGAUUACUGGGAAUGCUCGGAUGAUGUGGUACUUCGUGGCCAUGGUUUCAUAGCGAAUCUAAAUCCCACCCUACCGUUGGAUAAGACAACCGAUGUGGCCGGAAGUUACCAGUGCUUUUCGCUGGAGGUGUUGUUCGGAGCGGGAAAACUGCUACACGGAUUUGCCCGGGGCUGUACCUUUGCGGCAGUGGAUUUCUGUUCCGGGUGGGUCGAUGGAACCGAAGUUAUCAGCUGUCAAACUUGUCGCAGCGAAGAUCCGAACUCGUGUAACGGUGCCGUUGGCAGCGUGAAUGGCGAAUUCUGGGUUCAUUUGGUUGGGAUUUUGAUUGUAGUCAUGGGAAUGCUGUAAGAUGCUUGGUGAAUAAAUGCGGCAAAUGACUUGCACUAUAGUGCUGAUCAUAA
Molecule: messenger RNA, 859 nt
Organism: Aedes aegypti (yellow fever mosquito)
Lineage: Eukaryota; Metazoa; Arthropoda; Insecta; Diptera; Culicidae
Exons: 2
Coding region: 339-806 (155 amino acids)
Source: RefSeq, a predicted model, not a curated record